This is a messenger RNA of Laetiporus sulphureus 93-53, 1935 nucleotides long. RefSeq lists its product as uncharacterized. The record is from RefSeq and is a predicted model, not a curated record. The transcript is spliced from 5 exons. Gene Ontology annotation, biological process: regulation of transcription by RNA polymerase II; regulation of DNA-templated transcription elongation; transcription elongation by RNA polymerase II. Lineage: Eukaryota; Fungi; Basidiomycota; Agaricomycetes; Polyporales; Laetiporaceae. Bases 1 to 1935 code for a protein of 644 amino acids. Gene Ontology annotation, cellular component: DSIF complex. Gene Ontology annotation, molecular function: mRNA binding.
AUGGAAGAGGGGGACGAGGAGGAGGCCGUGGAAGAGGAGGACGAGGAGGACGAGGACGAGGACGAGGAGAUCUCAGGCGAGUAUGUGGCUUUCGCCACGAGUAACCAUGCUCAUGACUUUACAGGUUCUGAAGAUGACGGUGUGGGCGACCUUUCCUCAUAUCGGUUGUGGAGUUCAUCCGACGCCGAAGACGUGAAUCCAGAGGAUAUAGCCUCUCACUACCAACGUAGAGCUCGCAUGGAGGAUGUCAGCAUUCUUGCGAUGGACAACCAUGUACCAGAGACUCACUUUCCUCCCGGUUUGGGAGACCCUGGCCUCUGGAUGGUCAAAACAAGGGAUAUUUCGCAGCGGAAUCGCACUUUUGAGGCGCUGAUGCUCAUGCACGAUGCACUAGCUGCGGGUCCAGUGGAUGAAACGCAGGCUGCGGAUCAGCACGACCUUUUUGUUGCAGGGACGUCUGGCACACAAGCGACUGGGACCAUCUCACCGAUGACAACGGCUCAUACGGCGAAGACCCCGGCUGUACAUUCAAUCUCUCUCUGCGUAGGAGGAAUGCACCUCGACCAUGCAGAUCAUAUCUACAUCGAGGCCCAGGGCCCCAUCGACGUCGCACGUGCAUGCUCUAUGGCGACGCAUCUUCUUCGUCAAAUUAAACCGCUCUACAUACCACUGGAUGAGAGGAUCAGCACCUUUAGCAUCGGGUCCACGAAUAUUCGAGCACAUACUUUCACUAGGCUCCAAUUUGGGAGGCUGUACAAGGGAGACCUCACGUACAUUGAAGAUGUACAGCAGGGCGUGGUGGUCUGGGCAGUUCCGCGAGUCUCGUAUGGAAACAAAAGGUCAUUGUGGCCUGCAGCGCGCCCGUUUGAUCCCGCAGCGGCUUCGGAACAUUGCGGUCAUGAGUCCGUCAAGAAGAAGAGCCGCAAAGGCAAAGGCAAAGGCAAAGCAAGUUCAGAAAUGAUCAGAGAGCAGACUGCUGUCGAUUACAUAUUCCGCGGAAAACGGUUCAGAGACGGGCUUGUGCGAUUGAAAUAUGAGACUCGUUAUCUAGGUCCCCUAAUUCCUGCUCCAAGCGAAGACGAUAUCGAACCAUUCGUUGGUCCUGACUGGAUACCACAGAAAGCCAUCGAAGACAUGAUUCAUCUCUCAAAUAUGGCCAGUCUAUCCCCGCACGAUUGCAUUCGCGUGACAGGUGGGGAACUGUCUGGCCUGGAAGGAGUCAUCGAUAGUGUGACAGAUAGAACCACCACAAUCCUAUAUGGUCGUGAUUCAGCCGAGUCGACAGUUGUGUCCUUGGGCAGUCUCGAGAGGAUUUUCAAGCCAGGCGAUGCAGUAAAGGUACUGCGAGGUAGUCAUCACGGAACUACAGGUUUUGUUCUGGCUUCUAAGCCGGACGUGUCUGUGCUUAGCGUCCAUCAUCAUGAGCAUGAGAAUAUAGAGAUUACAGUGAGGACUCAUGACAUGAAGAUGCACAGCGUUCCAUUCCGAUUCGUCGCUGUGCCAGAAGAGGUGCAGAACUCGCACAGUCCUUCUGAGGAGCAGAGAACCAGACGUUCAGCUGCUGAGGAGUCCGAUGCGCACAAAGCUGGAUUGCCCGAUGAUGGUCCACUUACCGAUGCCGUGCUCGAGCCGUACAUUAUGCAUAUGGUCGCGAUCAUUCGGGGCGGACAUAAGGGUUACAGAGGAUUACUCAAAAGCAUUUAUCGGGGCCGUUUGGCAGUCGAGCUUGGUUAUCCGAGGUGUAGAGUGGUCUCAUUCCGCCAGGAGGAGGUUGGCCUACUCAGGUUGAGCUCGAUUUCCAGCGAUAAAGGCAAUAUUUACCCUCUCAUGACAAGGGAAGGCAAGAUAUCGGACAUAUCGCUGUCCGAUGAACUGCUUGCCGAUGCUGGGAGGCCCAUCUGGGAGCUCGAGUGGCCCUUCUGCAGCCCUGCCUGA